AUGAAACCAGAAACUUUAGUUAUGAAAAUAAUAGAAGCUAUGGAAACGAAUUCGCCGACUCUAAUAACUUACAACGGUAAAAAAGUGCAUAUAACCCAAAAGAUUAUCGAUAAAUACAAACAUUGCAAAGUCAGAGACGAUAUAGACUUGGAAAGAAUUGAUGAGAAUUUAACUAAAAAAGGUGGAUUUUUACCUUUCUUACCUUUAAUCUUUGCUGGUUUAGCUGCAGCUGGUGCAACUGCUGGUGGAGCUGCUGGGAUAGCCAAAGCUGUCAACGAUAAGAAAGCUGAAGCCGCUGCAAACGCCGAAGCACAUAGACACAAUUUGGCAAUGGAAAGAGAAGCACGAGGAGGUUCGGGAGUAGGAGAUAUAUUAGGGACGGUUAAAGAAUUCGGACAAAGAUUUGGCGAAGAAACCAAGAAAACCGUUAAAGAGGGGUUAAGCAAAUUAAUAGAUAAAAUCGACACCGGAGAAAUGAAGGUCAAACACAAGGGCGACGCCAUAUUUUUUAAAAACAUACGUUCGGGCGAGGGAAUCUUCCUUUCAAAGUAUAAAGGCAACGGGGUGAUUUUUGGUACGAAAAUGUAA
This is a messenger RNA of Lottia gigantea (owl limpet), 588 nucleotides long. RefSeq lists its product as hypothetical. The record is from RefSeq and is a predicted model, not a curated record. The transcript has a single exon. Bases 1 to 588 code for a protein of 195 amino acids. NCBI's taxonomy places the organism in Eukaryota, Metazoa, Mollusca, Gastropoda, Lottiidae.